CGGGGAAAAAGGGCUCCCCGAGAAAGAAGAAAAAGGAGAAAGGAGAAAGGGGAAAAAUUUCACGUGCUCGGGAUCCGUGCAACUCACAAAGCCGACUCAACUAAGUUUGGCAACGCCGGUGCCUCAGUUAGUGUUCAAUAGAGCGAGAGCACUAUCGCAAGAACUAUUGGGAGCUGGAUACUUGGGGUAUAGUGUGAGGCUGUGUCCUUUAGGGAAAAGAUGGCUGUGUUUUCCUCUCAUCCCUAUAGGAUUUGGGGUGUGAUAGUUUGGCUCUGUUAAGAGGAUUCAAGGAUUUUGCAUCGAUAUCAAGUCUAUCUGGUAACCGCAAAAAGAAUGCCUAGGGAGUUAGAUCGAUUUCGUGAGUAUGUGGAAUAUGUGCAGAACAACAAGUGGAAGUGCCAGUUUUGCGGCAACAAGUAUGGCGGAAGUGCUACAAGGAUCCGGGCGCAUCUCGCUGGAAUUCCGCGUUAUGGUAUUAAAGGUUGUGAGAAAGUUGAUCAUCAUGUGAGAUCAGAAGCCUUGCAGAAAAUUGAAGGUAAAGGUAGUGCGUUGGAUAUAAGCACGAGAGGCGCAUCGGGUGAAGGAACGGAAAGAAUAGUUUUUGGCGCAAGUCAAAUUGUAUUCCAAAGUGACGAUGCGUCGAAUCCCAAUGACACGCAGAACUCUAAUCAACCCCGGUGCGCGCCACAGCAACCAUCUUGCCAUAGGUCCACUGGAAUUGGUAGUGCUUCAGCAUGCCCUCAGGAUCAAGUGUCCUUGCUGAUUGGUGAUAUGCCUCUGGAUAAUCUAGAUACCUCCCAGCAACCUGAUCUAUCGAACCAUAGGUUGGAUGCAGCACAUGGAAAUGAAAUUGCUUCAUCUCUCCAGCAACUUCCGAUGGACUCGUCGGCUUCACCUUCUCUUGAUUUUACUGAGUUAGCAGCGCUUCUUGAGCAACCAACUCAUCUUGAAUCCGAAAGGGAACAACAAGGUUCAAGAGGGCUAUCAUCAUUCCCAAAUGAUCAAGUCCUUGGCAACAGUAUGUCAAACGAGCUGCAGGAGUUCAUUGGAGAUGGAAUCACUCCAGAUUCACUGCUACAUUCAACAAAUUGGUCAAAUAAUCACCACUCUCUGCUGGAGAAUCUUCCUGAAUCUCGUGAUGAAAUUGUAAACACUUCCGAGGAAAUACAAAUGAAUGAACAGCAUAAUCCGACAGUGGUAUCAUCAUUACAAAUUGAUUCAUCCCUUGAUGUGGACGGUGCAAAUCGUUGGCAGGAUUGUGGUCAACCGUGUGUAGUGGAAGUGGAUCCUGUCCAACAUCCUAGUCAACUUCCCCCAAGGUGUGACAAGGAAGAUGGGAAUGAUAUCCGUCAGUUUCCUUCGCGAACUCCAACGGACAUAGAUCCCUCGAUUGCAUCACAACAUUCAAGUGUCCUUGAUUUGCUAGUUCCAGCAGCGUCAACAAAUGCAAUAGGCCCAUCAUCAUCACACGAUUCGAUGCGCCCUCAACAUCAAAUUGUUCCACAUCGAUCCAAUAAUCCCAAGACAACGCAUCGGAAUCCAACCUUGCCAUCAUCAUCAUCAUCAUCAUGGAAAAACCAUUUAGUCACAUGUCACCCACAAACUCCACUGGACAUGGAUCCGUGUAUGCCACCAUCAUCACAAGCUCCAAAUAAUGCUCCUCCACCUCCUCUUAUUCUACCUUGUGGAACAGGCUUGAUAGGCCCAUCGAUAUUACCAGAACUAGAUACGAACGAGGGGGCGUCUAUGAUGAGUCAUCCAAACAUAGGCAACAACUUUGAAGAGAAUGGAGAUUUGAAAAGAAAAUUGGAACUACUCUAUAGAAAAGAAGCUAGCAUAAGGGAUGAGUUAGAAUUUGCUGCAUCUCUAUCCUUUAAGAAGCCGAGAAUGGAAGUUGCGAAUUGGUUGGCGAAUGUGGAGAAGCUUAGAAAUGAUUGUCCUAAAGCAGCAAGUGAGGAUUGUUUGCCAGCACAUCAACAGGUAUAUAUACUGAUGCAUGAAGCAGAAGACCUUAUGAGACAAGACAAAGGACUAUUUGAGGCGAUAGAGACCAAAGUCAAUAAAUUGUUAGAAGAAAAGAUGGUGGGGGAGGCAUUUCGGAGAAAUACUACAAAGAUUUUGGACUUCCUAGUAGGGAAUCAAAUAUCCCGACUAGGCAUUUAUGGAAUGGGAGGUGUUGGUAAAACGACUAUUAUGGUGCACAUACAUAACAAACUCCUUGAAGAAGCAACCUAUGGCAACAUGUUAUGGAUCACUGUGUCACAGGAUUUCAACACACAAAAGUUGCAGGACGCCAUUGCAAAGGAACUAGAUUUGGGCACACUACAAGAAAAGGAUGUGAGAAGACGAGCAGCAAUGUUGUGCGAUUGUUUAACAAAAAGAGGCAAAUCUAUAGUGAUCCUUGAUGAUGUGUGGGAAUGCUUUGAUCUUAAAGAAGUGGGAAUCACAGAUGGAAUUAAGUUGGUCUUAACCACUCGAUCCUUCGAGGUAUGCUGCCAGAUGCAAUGUCAAGAAAUGAUAAAAAUAGAACCUCUAUCUCAUGUAGAAGCUGAGAGUUUAUUUUUGGAGGAGCUUGGAUCAAAAGUGGCCCAUGAUUUGGAAACUAGAAUAGCUAUAAAGUCCAUUGUUCAAGAAUGUGCGGGAUUGCCACUUGCAAUCAUCACAAUGGCAAGAAGCAUGCGAGGAGUUACCGAUGUGUAUGAAUGGAAUGAUUGCUUGGAGAAAUUGAGAGAAUCAGAUAUGGGGCAAACAGAUAUGGAAAAUGGGGUCUUAAAGAAACUAGAAUUCAGUUAUAAUCGCCUUCGUAAUCAUGAAGUCCAACGGUGUUUCCUAUCUUGUGCACUUUAUCCAGAAGAUAAACAAAUUGAUAAGUUCGAGUUGAUAGAAUUCUUUAUUGACCAAGGAUUGAUUGUUCGUUUGAAUACAAGGGAGAAACAAUAUGUUAGAGGCCUCACCAUAUUGAAAAAACUGGCAAAUGUUUGCCUAUUGGAAGUUCAUGAGAGCACAAUGAAGAUGCACGAUUUGAUUAGAGAUAUGGCAUUGCACAUCAUGAGUGUGACUUCGAUUGUAAAAGCAGGAAAGGGGUUACGGAGGAUACCAUCUGAAGAAUAUUGGACAGAUGCUUUGGAGAAAGUUUCUUUGAUGGAGAAUUAUAUUGAAGAAUUUCCCUUGAACAUGUCCCCUAAUUGUCCUAAACUAUCAACUUUUCUAUUGAAUAAAAACUCGUCCUAUGAGUUGGUCAUCCCCGACUCUUUCUUCAAACAAUUAUGGGGGCUAAAGGUUCUAAACCUGAGUGGAUGUUACCUCAAAGAACUUCCAGAUUCCAUUUCAGACUUGGUAAACUUGAGAGCAUUGUUACUUAGAAAAUGUGAGAAAUUGCGCCGUAUCCCUCAUUUAGGGAAGCUCAGAUCUUUGAGAAAGUUGGACAUUUUUGGCUGUGCUAGGGUUGAAGCGCUUGAGGGUCUGGAAAUGCUAGUGAAUUUGAGAUACCUUGACCUUUCUCAUACAUGCAUAGGUAGAUUACCCAAAGGAACACUGGGGGCUUUGCAAAACUUGCAAUAUCUUAAAGUUGAGGUAGCAAAUGGAGAAGACAUUACAAACUUGUGGGCAUUGGAGACACUUGUAUACUGCUUUGAAGAUGUGGAUGAUUUCAACAAGUUUGUGAGGGUAGCUUUUGAGAAGAGAAAUAACCUUCACUAUUACAAUCUCAAAGUGGGUCAAGAAGAAUUGAAGGAUUAUAUGAAAGUAAGUGAUGACGCUCAAUUUGGGAAUUGUGAGAGGGGUGUCCACAUUGAGAGGAGGAGUCAUGCUAUUGUGAGCGUGGAAGGGGAUGGCAGUGGCAAUGGCGUUUGUAUUUUGAUUCCCCAAGAUGUGCAAGUAUUGAGAGCAACCAACUGUGACGGUACAACAAAUUUGUCUGACGUGGGUCUAUUUGAAAACCUUGAGAAGCUAAAAAUAGUCAAAUGGAAAAACUUGUGUGUACUGAGUGGAGGACAAGAUGAAAAAAUAAUCGACAUCCAUGAAUCCCUUGGCCCAAACCCUACCCUUCCCCUCUUCCCAAGCCUUAGGGUUUUGACAAUAAAAAAAUGUCCGAAACUGAAGUAUCUCUUUGGGCAUGGGCCUAAAUUCUACCUUCCGCACUUACGAGAGAUAGUAAUAAGGGAAUGUGAGGAAAUGGUGGGGCUAACAGUAGCAGUUACAUCACUACCUCCACAUCAGCCCCCCGCCUUCCCUAGUCUAGAAAAUAUUAUUGUUUGUGAGUGUGAUAAAAUGAAGAGAGUGGUGGAAUCUGAGUGGCUGCCCCAUUUCUCUAACUUGAGAAAUAUCUUAGUAUACCAUUGUGAGAACAUGGAGGAGAUAAUAGGAGAUCCUCCCCCAUACAUGUCAAUUGAAGAGAUUUCUUUGGAAAGGCUUAUGGUAGACAAUUGCCAUAACAUGAGAAAGCUAUUUUCGCAUGAGUGGCUGCUCCAUCUCCGAAAUCUUCAAAGUAUACGUGCCAUAGGUUGUAAAGGAAUGGUGGAGAUGAUAAGUAGAGCGGGACAAGACCAAGAAGGAAGCACAAUGACUCCUGCAAACAACAUUCCUUCAUCCUCCCAAUCUUCAUUUUCUCUCUCAAAGCUGGAUUCCUUGUGCCUAUGCGAUCUACCUCAGCUAAAGAGCAUAUGUGAAGUCCCAAUAACUUGCGAUUCCAUGGAACAUUUGACGGUGAUAAGAUGCCUAGAGUUGAACAGGAUUCCUUUGCAAUUGCGAUUCCGUGAUAUUGAGGACCUUCCGCUUAUUGUGGUGGAAAGUGAGGAAAAGUGGAAGUCGCUGAUAUGGGAUCAUCCCAAUGCUCAGGAUCUUCUUCAAUCUCAUCUCCAUUUCCGCAUGGGUAAUUAUAUUCUAGAAGGCCGGCGCAAUUCUCAGUACUACAGUCGUGUAGCUCUAACACUGGCUUUGGGAGAAUCUUCUGCCAAGAAGAAGUGAAUCCCCCGAUGCUGCUUUCGAAGAAGUCCUACUAAAAGACAUUCAGCUGCUAUUUUAAUUACAUGCUUUUCUGCAAACUUUCAAGUUGCCAUAAGAAUUACUUUUCUUCAUAUGCCGUACCGGCGGAGGUCUUUCACAAGACAGCCGAACUUGGAGAUGUUGGGCGGGCAGGGCUGGACCUGGACCUGGGUAAAGGAGCGUCGGAAGUAGGCGCUGAAGGAGCACGCCUAAUGCUGCCUUCUGGGAGGAAAUCUUGGGCAGCUCACGACGGCCCUGAAGGAGCCCAAAUUAAAGGGUCGAAGUUUGCUUUGCCCCCUCACACGGCAUCGCAAGCUAACAACUCCGAUUCAUAAUUCCAUAGAUUGGAUAGGCAUUUUGUGUUAUUCAAUAUAUUCAUGUAUAUUUUAGCUCCCUGAGCAAGCUUCAGUUAUUGAAACCUCAAUUUUUGUGAUUAGAUU
This is a messenger RNA of Eucalyptus grandis, 5423 nucleotides long. Its product is annotated as disease resistance protein RGA2. The transcript is spliced from 7 exons. NCBI's taxonomy places the organism in Eukaryota, Viridiplantae, Streptophyta, Magnoliopsida, Myrtales, Myrtaceae. The record is from RefSeq and is a predicted model, not a curated record. Gene Ontology annotation, molecular function: ADP binding. Bases 334 to 4965 code for a protein of 1543 amino acids.